Cuscuta campestris is the source of this 3216-nucleotide messenger RNA. NCBI's taxonomy places the organism in Eukaryota, Viridiplantae, Streptophyta, Magnoliopsida, Solanales, Convolvulaceae. The record is from the annotation of a GenBank genome assembly.
AGACCGGCAGAUUAUGUUUCAAUGAUAAUCACUGAUUAUGGAAUGAUCCCCCCAACAAGCGUUCCUGUCAUUGUUCGAGAAUAUUGCAGAGAGCAUUUCUGGACUUAGUUGCCUGAAUGUUUAAAGACUCAGAUGCAGAAGAAGGUUUUGUUUUUUGGUGUGAGAAAAGCGGCGAGCGUGAGCUUUCUUCUCCGGCGUCGCUCACGCCGGAAUCUGCAGCAGCUGCAUCUAGAGGAGGGCUUUCCAGGCUUUUCUCUGAUGUAGUUGCUAAUGGCACGUCGGCUAAGGGUUUGGAAGGGAAGAUUACGGGCUAUCAUGACGGUGUUCCCACUGUUACGUUCACAAAGAAUGAUAUUUCAGAACUAUCUUAUCGUUUCAAGCAUGCUUUGGUGGCGAAGUUUCACUCACGCCCAUCUUUCUCCGUCAUGCAAUCCUUCAUGCAGAAGCUUGGUCUACUUGGUGCGUUCGAUAUUGCCAUACUAUCGAGCAAGUCUUUUCUCUUGAAUUUUCAGAAGGAAGAGGAUUAUAUUCGCCUCUUUUUGAGACGAGUUUGGAGGGUCUUUGGGAGCACUAUGGCCCUUUCUAAAUGGAGUCCAACCCUUUCUCAGGGGAUUGAAAGUUCGGUUCUCCCCAUCUGGAUUGCUUUCCCAAAUCUGCCCAUCCAUUUGCAUGACAAAAGAGCCUUGCAUCUUCUUGCUUCUUCUAUUGGUCACCCCCUACAGGUUGAUUCUUGUACUCUAAAUUUCUCAAGGCCUCAGCUUGCGCGAUGUUGUGUGGAGGUUGAUAUCACUAACCUUCCUCCUGGGAAAAUCCACGGCAAACAUGAUGAGGAGGAGCUGGUCAUUAAUUUUUAUUAUGAAAAUGUGCCUUCCUAUUGCAUGGUGGUUACUCGUAAGAAGGGUAAGGACAAAAAGCCAACAAGGGUCUGGAAAGUGAAGGAUCGCCAGGUUUCCAUGGAAGUGGUUCCGUGGUGUGAGGGCCUUGGUGAAAACUCUAGCCGGGGAGAACAACAACGUGACGGGCCUGAUAUUCCUGCAAAGCUCCAAUCUGGGACUUUUGUUAUAAACUCCAACUUAUUGGCUGCUUUUAAUAUGACUCAUUUACAUGGGAGUUUGUCUUCUUUGCCUUCAUCGUUGGUUGUUGAUGAUCCCCCACUAGAUGUUAGAGAUGAUAGCUUGGCUAUUGUUCCUUUUGUGGAUUCUCUUGCAAUCCCUGAAGAUGAUGCUGCUGAGGUGGGUUUCUUUGCAGAUGGUUCCUCCAUUGAUGAGGUAUAUCGUGCCUUGUCUUCUCCUGAAGAAAGGAUAGAGAGGAGCUUUGGGGUUCUCUCAGAUCUCUCUUUCCUAGGUCUGGCCCUUGGAUUGUUGGGGGUGACUUUAACACGGUUGCUUCUCUCAUGGAACAUAAGGGAGAGUAAGUUUACUUGGGCAGGUAAACGGAGAAAAGGGAGAGUUUAUAGAAGGCUUGACAGAAUCCUUCUAAAUGAGGAAUGCAUGGAAGUAUUUCCAGUCCUUGAGGUUAGACAUCUUGGGCGUGGCUAUAAAGGAGGUGGAAUGAGAGGUUUAGCCAUUAAGCUGGCUGAGCUUAAGAGGGCUCUCCUUCAAUGGAUUAAGGAUGUCUUUGGGAAUAUCUUUGAGGAGGUUUCAAAGGCAGAGGAGAGGGCGUUUAGAGCUGAGCAAAACCUGGAAAAUGAUGACACUGAGGAGAAUGUUGUUGAGUGUAACAUGGCUAAGGCUCUUCUGCAGCUUGCUCAUAAGAAAGAGGAGUCUUUUUGGUCUCAAAAGGCUAAUAUUAAGUGGAUUUCUCAAGGAGACGCUUCUACUGUAUUUUUCCACUCUUUUGUUAGGGGAAGAAGGCAUAGGCUUUAUAUUUCCUCUCUUAAGACUGCUGCUGGGGCUUUGAUUUCUUCUCAGGAGGAGAUUGCCAAUGAAGCAGUUGAUCAUUUCAGUAGGGUUUUCUCUCAUGUUCAUGAGGGGGAUAUGGGGGAGAUCCUUUGCCAUAUCCCUUCCAUAUUGUCUCUCCAGGAUAAUUAUAUGCUUGGAGCUCUGCCAGAAGAAGAAGAAAUCAGAAAAACUGUCUGGGCUUUAAAUGCUAAUAGCGCAGCUGGUGCAGAUGGGUACAAUGGAUUUUUCUUCAGACAUGCUUGGGAUGUGAUUAAAGUGGAUGUUUGUAAAGGUGUGCAGGAGUUUUUUCUGGGUAUUCCUUUACCUAGGGUUUUUGGCAGCACUUUGAUCACACUUAUUCCAAAAAUGGAGGGUGCUAUUACUCUAGAUCAGUUUAGGCCUAUUUCUUUAUCCACUUUUUUCAGUAAAAUCCUUUCUAGGAUUUUGAGUGAUAGGCUGAAGAACAUUCUCCCCUUGUUGAUCUCUCCAGAGCAGGUUGCUUUCCAACAAGGGAAGGGUAUAAACGAGCAUGUGCUUAUAGUUAAGGAGAUGAUGCAUUUGCUGUCUUUUAAUGCUAGAGGUGGGAACUGUAUGGUGAAGUUGGACUUAUCUAAAGCUUUUGACAAAAUCUCCUGGGCUUAUUUAGAGCAAGUACUUCUUAAAUUUGGUUUCUUCCAGAGAGUGAUCCAUCUUCUUAUGGGGAAUUUGAGGUCAACUUUUUUCUCUGUUUUGAUUAAUGGUCAACCCAAAGGUUUUUUCUUCAUGAAAUGUGGGGUUAAGCAGGGUGAUCCUUUGUCUCCUCUCUUGUUUAUUAUAGCCAUGGAGGGGUUUUCCAGGAAUCUACUGAGACUUAAAGCUGCUCUUUCCACUUUCUGUUUAGCUUCUGGACAGGAGAUAAAUUUCAGCAAAAGCCAUGUGAUUGUGCAUGAUAAGAUGAGGCAAGAGUACAAGGUUAAAAUCAGAAGCAUUCUUGGGAUCAGGUGUAUUAUCAAGGAAUUUACUUAUCUUGGCUCUACAAUUGUGAGAGCUCAGGAGGUUCCAAAGUCUAUUAUAAAAAGUCUGCAUAGAUUGAUGGCAAAUUUCUUUUGGGGAGCUAAGGAUAAGGACCUGGGUUUUAAGUAUCACUGGAGACAGUGGGAGAAGCUUUGUUUUCCAUUGCAGGAGGGUGGUUUGGGGGUGCGGAAUCUCCACCACUGUCAAAAGGUAGCAGCAAUGGAUCUUUGGUGGAAGGUUCAGCAGGGAGGAACCAUUUGGUGAUCCUAUAUGCAACAAAAAUACCCCAGAGAUGGUUCCUUUGUCCCCAAGCUUUAUGAUUCAGCCACAUGGAAGUCCAUCU